CAUAGGUUAUCGGAUGAUACACGCAUGAUUUUCUCCUGUCAAAUCGUACGAGAGAAAUUUCUUGCAUUUCGUGUUAUUUUGAAGUCACCAGCUAAGCGGAACACUGUGAUAUAAAGCAGUUUCAUCUGUCCUGCUAAAAAGGAUGUCAGCGAAGGCUAUUUAUGAGGCAAAGGGGAAAGAACUCUUGAACAAAUACCUGGAGAGUGGGUCGGGUGUGAAGAACCGGUAUGCUGUUGUCACAGAGGAUGUUAACUGGGAUCAGCUAGUACAGGAUAACCCCUGGCUGCAGACGCAGAAAUUGGUUGUAAAGCCGGACCAACUGAUCAAGCGGCGUGGGAAACUUGGGCUCAUCAAAGCUGGAGUGGAUCUUGCUGGAGUUCGGGACUGGUUGAAAGAAAAGCUUGGCAAAAACUUCACUAUCGGCAAGGCCCUCGGGAGGUUGAGAAGAUUCAUCAUAGAACCAUUUGUGGCACAUGAGCAGUCGGAGGAGUACUAUGUGUGCAUCUACUCCCACCGUUCGGGCGACACGAUUCUCUUUCACCAUGAGGGUGGGGUUGAUAUCGGUGAUGUUGAUGCAAAGGCGGUGAAAAUGGAGGUUCCCAUAGGAGAGGAUCUGAGUCCCACAGAUGUAGAGGGAAAGCUGCUGGUCAACAUUCCUGCACAAGCUAAACAGCAGUUGACCAAGUUCAUAACAUCGCUGUACAAAGUCUACACAGACCUGUACUUCACAUACCUGGAAAUAAACCCACUAGUGGUGACUUCUGGUGGAAUCUAUGUGCUGGACCUGGCUGCCAAGAUCGACCAAUGUGCCGAGUACCUGUGUAAAGGACAGUGGGGAGAACUGGAAUUUCCCCCUCCAUUCGGAAGGGAUGCACUGCCUGAGGAGGCAUAUAUUGCUGAGCUUGAUUCCAAGAGUGGGGCUUCCCUGAAGUUGACAGUGUUGAACAAAACAGGCCGGAUAUGGACCAUGGUUGCAGGGGGAGGGGCGUCUGUGAUUUACGCUGACACAAUUUGUGAUCUGGGUGGAGCUGCAGAGUUGGCCAACUACGGAGAGUAUUCCGGAGCACCCAGCGAACAACAGACGUACGAGUACGCAAAAACUGUCCUGUCACUCAUGACCGAAGAAAAGCACCCAGAUGGCAAAAUCCUCAUCAUUGGUGGUGGUAUUGCCAACUUCACUAACGUGGCAGCAACAUUUAAGGGUAUAGUACGGGCCCUGCGUGAGUACCAGCAGCUAUUGAUUGAGGGCAAUGUGAAUAUCUACGUACGUCGAGCUGGACCCAACUUCCAAGAAGGGUUAAGAAUUAUGAGGGAACUUGGUAACACAUUGGGUGUUCCAAUCCACGUUUUUGGCCCAGAGACACACAUGACAGCAAUUGUCAGCAUGGCACUCGGUAAACGUGACAUUCCUCAUGACCCGAAACCACUCCCCACAACAGCCAACUUCCUGCUACCCACAGACUCGGGAUCAGGGGCAUCCCCCUCGCCUAGCCGCAAGAGUUCAUCUGCCGACCUGACCAAGAUACCAGAUGUCGCCCAGAUACCCCAGUUCCUCUCAACACCCGACAGCCCUGCGACCAAGCCUCUGUUCACCAAGGGUACCAAGGCGAUCAUCUGGGGCAUGCAGGCCCGGGCUGUUCAGGGGAUGAUGGACUUUGAUUAUGUGUGCUCGCGAAAAUCACCCUCGGUCGUUGCGAUGAUUUACCCUUUUACUGGUGACCACAAACAGAAGUUUUACUGGGGCCACAAAGAAGUUCUGGUUCCCGUCUACAAGAACAUGGACGACUGUAUGAAGAAACAUCCGAGCGCGGACGUGCUGGUCAGCUUUGCAUCGCUCCGAUCCGCGUACGAUAGCACGGUGGAGACCAUGAAAUAUCAACAGAUCCGCACAAUUGCAAUAAUUGCUGAAGGCAUUCCCGAGAAUCUCACCAGAAAACUUGUCAAGAUGGCUCAUGAGAAAGGAGUAAACAUUAUCGGACCUGCUACGGUGGGUGGGGUAAAACCUGGCUGUUUCAAGAUUGGUAACACAGGAGGCAUGCUGGACAACAUUCUGUCUUCCAAACUGUACCGGCCUGGCAGUGUUGCAUAUGUCUCCAGGUCAGGGGGCAUGUCAAACGAGCUGAACAACAUCAUAGCGCUGAAUACUGAUGGAGUAUAUGAGGGUGUGGCUAUUGGAGGUGACCGGUACCCAGGAACCACAUUUAUGGACCACAUUUACCGGUACCAGGCUGACCCUGAUGUUAAGAUGAUCGUCCUGCUGGGGGAGGUUGGAGGUGUAGAGGAAUAUGAAUUGACCAAGGCCCUCACAGACGGACGAGUGAACAAGCCUGUCGUGGCCUGGUGUAUCGGAACAUGUGCCAAGAUGUUCACAUCAGAGGUCCAGUUUGGACAUGCUGGAUCAUGUGCUAAUGCAGACGCUGAGACGGCUGAUGCUAAAAACAGGGCACUGCAGGAAGCCGGUGCACGUGUACCAAAAAGUUUCGAUGAACUGGGCCACCUCAUCAAGGAAGUAUACGACCAGCUUGUAGCAGAUGGGACAAUCCAGCCCCGCCCGGAAGAGGCCCCACCAACUGUACCCAUGGACUAUGCCUGGGCUACUGAACUGGGACUAAUCCGUAAGCCAGCAUCGUUUAUGACAAGUAUUUGUGAUGAACGAGGCCAGGAGCUGCUGUAUGCAGGAAUCCCGAUCACUGACAUCUUCAAGGAGGACAUGGGCAUUGGGGGUGUGCUGAGUCUGCUCUGGUUCCAGAGAAGGUUACCUCGCUAUGCCACCAAGUUUAUCGAGAUGUGUUUGAUGGUUACGGCAGAUCAUGGGCCCGCAGUUUCCGGAGCCCAUAAUACAAUUGUCUGCGCCCGUGCGGGCAAGGAUCUUGUCUCCUGUCUCACAUCUGGGCUUCUUACCAUUGGUGACAGAUUUGGAGGAGCUCUUGAUGCGGCUGCGAAACAGUUUAGCGAUGCUGUAGACAGUGGACUGAUCCCCAUGGAGUUUGUAAAUGGCAUGCGCAAGAAAGGCAAACUUAUCAUGGGCAUUGGCCACAGGGUCAAGUCGAUAAACAAUCCUGAUAUGAGAGUAGUUAUUCUGAAGGAGUAUGCCCAGAAAAGUUUCCCUGCCACCCCAAUGCUUGACUAUGCCAUAGAGGUGGAGAGAAUUACAACAUCGAAGAAGCCCAACCUGAUCCUGAAUGUGGAUGGGUUUAUUGGAGUGGCGUUUGUGGAUCUCCUCAGAAACUGCGGAUGUUUCACUAGAGAGGAAUCCCAGGAGUUCAUUGACAUCGGUGCCCUUAAUGGUCUGUUUGUGCUGGGUAGAAGUAUGGGAUUUAUUGGCCAUUUCCUGGACCAGAAGCGCUUGAAGCAAGGAUUAUACAGACAUCCGUGGGACGACAUUUCCUACGUCAUGCCUGAACAGUUUGGGGAGGAGCAGCAGUAGUUAUCUCCCUUUUCUGUUGUCUAAUACUGUGUAACAGUAGGCAGGAAUUGUGUCCCAUAGUUCACUGUGACAGAGUUGUCUGUCUUGUCAUAAUAAUAUUAACAAAAUAGAUGGGAGUUGUGUCUGUUAGUUAACGGUGACAGAGUUGUCUGUCUUAUGUAACACUAUUUAUGUUUGCAAUGGUGGACGCAGUGUUGUCCCUUAGUAAACUGUCACAGAGUUGUAUAUUGUGUGUAACAAUAUUGAUUUAUUGAUUUAUUGUGAAGGUGUGUGCCCCUCGAAGAAACGUUGUGUAAGUAAGGUUAUUUUGUGCGAAAUAAUUAAAAUUCUUUGGUAUGGUGUUAGACUGUAUAAGAAUGAAGGUUGUGCUAGCGUUGUGCUUUAGAUUUAACAUGAAAACAAUUGUCCAUGUUUUAUUUAUGCAAACUAUUUUAAGGUAUUGUUAUUUAUUGGUAAUGCGUGGGAUUUGUUUGGUGUUUAAUAAUGUAGUUUGUAUACUGAAGGCAAAAUUUGCUUUAGACAUUUUAAAGUGUCACACAGAAGUUUAUGAAGAUAUGCCAAAAAUGUCAAGAUUAUACUGUCUAGUAGGCUAUCUGCUGAAAUAAACUAAUAAUAAAAUGUCCAUGUUAUGUUUUAAACAAUGUGUUAGUGAUAUUGUUAAACUUUAUGGUAUUUGAAUCAAUUUACAUGAUGUUGGCAUAAUAUUUGUUGCACUCUUUAACAUACCUUUAUAUGUAUGAAUGCUGCCAUAAUUUAAGUAUCACCACCUUCUACUGAGGUAUUUGUUAUGCUUAUCGUUAGUUAGGCUAUCACCGUUAGUUUCAAAUGGUUUCACGGUUUGUUCAUAAUAAGAAUCUCCCUUCAUGUUAAAGACUUUUAGCUUGUCUGUUUUUCAAAGGAAGAACAUCUAGGUAUUGUCAUUGGUGAUGUGUACCUUGUCCAUAGCUAAAAAAAGCGUUAAAGAUAUGAAACUGUGUACUUCUGUUGCAGAUCAGGAAAGACCUGCUCAUAACACGGGCUUUAAUUGUUAUUCAAUUGUUUGCCUUUUUUGACUGAAAAACAGCAUGACAAGUAUAAUAAGCGUUGGCUCCACUCCGUAGCACUCUUGUUUACAGGAAUUAUUCCUCCUUGGUUUGUGAACAAAAGCAAGUGCAAUACAUGUGUAUUAUUCUUAAGUCCACUUUAUUGAGUGUAUGUAAAGCAGUAGCAGGUUUGUUUGUUUCCCCGCCACCAUAUUCUCACAUUCUCUCUUGGCAUCUUCACUUCAAUAUAUUCAAUGGGAAACAUUUAGCAUCUGUUUAAUAUAUUCCCAUACCCAAACACUACUUGCAAAGUAAAGAGUACUCAGUCUUUUGCAAGCAUAUGUUUUAUCAAUGUUAACUUCAUUUACAGAGGGCCAUUUAACAAUUAUGUAUACUCGCACAUAAAACUCUUAAUUUUGUCAAUGUUUAAGCUGAUUUAUACCACACAACAUGAUCAAAAUCUGUUCUCUUCAUAUGCAUUUUUCAUUACAGUAUAAUGUUUGUGCUUAAUGCAGUUAUAUUUUAAAACUUGUGAGCAAGUGCAAGGCGUAGCAACGCAAUGGAGUCAAAUGACUUAGUUAUUAUUGGUGCAAAUAUACCUUGAUUCAACGCAAUGAUGUCAAAUGACGCAAUGAUGUCAAAUGACGAUGUUAUAAUUGGUGCAAACAAAAAAGGAUUCAGCGUUGAAAUAAAUAUAGUACUUGUUCUAGUAAAAUUUCGACUAAAGUAUAAUAAAUAAAAAUUAAAACCUUUGCAUAAUAACACCCGUUAUACAACUCCAGUAAGGAGAGACCUUUCAUGCAUAUUUGUAGGGGUUUGAGGCACAAUACAACCAUAGUUUUACCGGCUUUAUUAUAAUACGUUUGAGCCAUUUGUAUUAGUUUGUUCAAUUUUCUUUUUUUGCACAUAACACUUAGGUAAUACGUUGACGAAUCAUAUGUAUGUGCUUAUUCACUAUUGUUUUACGUUCUGUUAGUGUAUUUUGUUUUCUAUUCAGUAGCUUGUCAUGUAAUGACAAUAUUUUUUGUGCUAUGUUUUAUCUUGUCUCUCAUAUUUAAAGACAUUCCAAUGUGAACAUUGCUAUCCAUGAUUUAUGAUGACUUAUUUAUCAAACAGGCUUUCUUUGGAUGUGAAUUUCUUACACCAUUAGCAUUGCAAUAUAAUUGUUUUACAAUGUUUGUGCUACUUCCCUUUCACUGUCAUGGGACAUUGUUCUGUUUAUACAGCAGCAUUAUACCGCUGUAUUACAAUUCGUGUGUAUGCAUUUGCAUAUUAAUAAUUCGACAAGUCUGACUAUAAUUUACGUUGGGUGUGAAAACUCAUUUGUUCCAUUGCAAAGCUAAGUUUUCAAGUUUGUUUACCUUUAAUUGAUGCCAAAUUGUUUAUAAAUUUUUCAAUGAUACUACAUAUAACGAGUGCACAAUAUUUCGAUUAAGGAUAGUGUAAUGUUAAUACAUUGUAUUUUAUUAAAGGAAAUUACGGUAUCCAAUGUACGCGUACGCUUGUCAAUAAAAUGAGACUUUGAUAGUAAUGUUAAAUUCUUAUCCCUGCAUUCUGACCUAAAUUGUGUUGGUACCAUUCGUUUGAAUUAGAAAAUAAAUGACCGUCAUAGUAUUUUUGCUGUUUAUUUUGACUGAAAUCCGGCAUCUGGUAACUUAAUGUUUAAUCUACAGAAUAACUACUAAAGUAACAUGAUCAGAUUCAAUCCUCUUUCGUGUGGAUUUUUAACAAUAAUACAAACAUCGCUCAAAAUAUUGUGCACAUGAUAUAAGUCAGCUUAUGUGUAGCUUAUUAUGUUCAUAUCAAACAUUGGGUUUUAUAUUAGAUAGGAAUAAAACAUAAAACACCA
Mya arenaria is the source of this 6298-nucleotide messenger RNA. Its product is annotated as ATP-citrate synthase-like. The transcript has 27 exons. The record is from RefSeq and is a predicted model, not a curated record. NCBI's taxonomy places the organism in Eukaryota, Metazoa, Mollusca, Bivalvia, Myida, Myidae. Gene Ontology annotation, cellular component: cytosol. Gene Ontology annotation, molecular function: ATP citrate synthase activity. Bases 143 to 3427 code for a protein of 1094 amino acids. Gene Ontology annotation, biological process: acetyl-CoA biosynthetic process; fatty acid biosynthetic process; citrate metabolic process.